CGUGUGCGCGCGCGAGCGACACAGGGGAGAGCGCCUCUCUACGAAGUUUCGGAUUAUGCACUCGAGGGCGGUUUCGUCGAUUUUCUGAUUAUUGCGGCAACCGUAAAGCGUUUGUGUGGGUAAUUAGAAAGUUUAUUGUGCUUUUAAAAAAAUCUCGACGCAAAAAUAAAUGAGUAUUCGUGAAUAUUCGUUAAAAAAGAGCACACGUUCGAGCUAGCAGUUUGCUUGCUUGCUUGCUAGCUAGCUAGCUAGCCAGCCUAGCUAGCUAAUCUACGGAUAAAGCAAUUUCAGGUCCUGCUGAAAGUGUAGCUAGCAUAGCUAGCAUUCGAUAUAGUAGUAGCCGGCUUUUUUAACACCGUUAGCACGCCAUUAUAUUUUAUUCUGACUAUUAUUAUCAUCAUCAUUACCCGCUCGCUUCGUGCGGAGGUCUGAAAUAUUAUCGAGAGUGAAUACAGAGAUGACUGAGGACGAUGGCGUUUGUCUGGGUCUCGAUGUUUUUCUGCAGCACCGCUAGCUAACACACACACACACACACACACUAAUUCACAACAAAGAAUCAGGAAGCACCAGGGAGGCGGUGUGUGAGAGUGAGACACAGUGAGUCUUGCUGAUUACAGGGGAAACGCAGAUCAUUUAAAGCAAAACGAUCCCGUAAAAGUCUCAUCACAUUGGAUAAUGCCUUCCAGAGCCUCAUCUGUCUUUCUGAGGAUUGGGCUCCCCUCUCUCUCUCUCUCUCGCUCAUAACCAGAUAAUAGGCACAUCUUUCCUCCAAGGCGUUUAUGAACCGAUUUUUCCCCUUUAUUUUGCUACUAAUGCAUUAAGAGUCGUCCUGAUUACAGUUUUCAUCAUAUCUAUCAGUCCAGGUUACUGUCAGCUUCUAGAUGCAGCCCUAAAAUUAUAGCUGUACUCAUUUUGAUAUGAGCAAGUCUUAUUAAAACUACAUGACAUCUCGUAUUUGAAGAAUAUUCUGUAGUGUUUGGCUGACCUGUAAUCCUCUAUGGGGACUGUUUACAUUCAGACUGAGUUCACUCAGAUUCAUUACCCGAUUAAAAAAUGCUUUUGUAUUGUACAUAAAAUAGAAUGGUCUGAAUGUCCCGAUCCAUUAUUGGACAUCGAGACUGAUGUUGGUUGAAUCAUUGGAUUCAAAUCUGAUUAGAAUUGACAUUUUCCAGUCCAAUGCACAUGAGCACAGCGCACAACGUCCUGUUGUAUCAGAACCAAUAUCAGUUUUGUCAUCAGAAUCAUAGUAUUGUAUUCUGCAUCUUGAGAAAAUAAGAUCCCUGGCUGUUUGGUUAAUUGAUGUGACUUGAUGUCCAGAGACUGAGAGGAGACAACAAGGAUGUCUGGAGAUCCUUUUUCAUCUACUGGAUCAGCAGUUGUAUCAGCACACUUCAAGAAAAGGAAGUCACGUUUCACGUUUUCUGAAGUUCAGCUUCUGCUGACUGAGGUGAAGAGAAAUCGCCACAUACUGGUUGGUAAAUUCAACCAGGGUGUCUCCAGUGAUGUUAAGAAGCGAACAUGGGCUGCUCUCACAGCUCGAAUCAAUGAGAUCAGCGAGUGUCACAGAGAGGUCAUUGAGAUUGUAAAGAAGUGGUCUGAUCUCAAGUGUGACACCAAGCGCAAGGUGGUAGCCAUGAAAGCUUCUGGUUUUUCUGCUGCCCAUAUAACUGAUGACCUUUCUCCUAUCGAGAGAAUGGUGCACCAGAUCCUCCAGCCUGGACCUGGGGAGAAGUUGCGACCAUCAGGCAGCAUUGCAGAUGAAGAUGAGGAUAGCCAAGGUGCUUCUGGGAUGCCACUACACAUCUUUGGUACACCAAAUGGCAGGCUGCCCAUCAAGCCACGGGGUAUGCCACACCACUCUGGGAUGAGCAGCAAAGGAGAUACAGAUUUGCAACUGGAUAUGUCUUACAAUUAUGAUUCAGCAGUGCCUCUUACUGACCUCGAGUAUGAACCAUCAGGCACAGAAGAUCAGGGCCUACAAGUCAGUGAAACUGAAUACCAGUGUGAUCAAAACAAAAUUCUCCCUGACCCACCCACUGCUGACAGAGACCAGAUCAAAAUCGAAACCCAGCUUAAGGCAUCAAGCAAUAGUACAGCUCGUGCAGGAAUCUCUUCCCGUGCAGCUGUUUGUCGUCUAGCAUCACAAGGUGCAGGCAGUUUACAGGAGCACCUCGCCAAGAGCGCCUCCCUCAGCCUGCAGGAGCAGCAGACCACCACCCUGCUGAUAGGGACACUGUCACGUUCACUGGAGUCGGUGGCUGAGUCGGUGCAGCGGCUGGUGCAGACACAGCAGGAGUUUGCACGGGACACACUGCGUCUGCAGAGAGAUACACUACACGUGCUGCGUGACUUUUCCUCCAGUACACUGGCACUACUGCAGGACAAAUCCAAUGGCCAUCCAUAGCACCUGCAUCUCACCUAAAUGUAGUCUGCACUAGUGAUGGGCAUUUCGAGUAAAUUUGUUGUUAAGUACUCAAACCUAUCAAAAGUUUAAUCAAUUACUUGAUCUUGAACAUAAAUGGUCUCGUAUUCUCUGUGAAGACAUUUUGCUUUGUUUCAUAGCACAUUUUUGUAACAAACAUUAAGUUCAGUGGUAAAAACCUCAGCUAACUGACGAAGGGUGUAUUCAGACCAGGAUAGUUCACUUGCUUUGGUCCGAACCAAAUGUUUUUUUAUAUUUUUUCAUUUUGGUGCGAUUCGCUUUCACACUGUACAUUUUAGUAAGCGGACCAAAAUCUGUCAACAAAGCCACGCGCCCUGAGGUCGUUCAGCUAUUGGUCAGAGACGACACGCGCACAAAGUGUUAAGUUCAAAAGUAGUCACGGAGGAUAGCUGAUGAGCGCACAUCAUGUUGUGACAGUUCUGGCUCUUCAUGCAAGUCACUAGUACCGCCACUUUUUGAAAGAAUGUCCCUGAUUUUAAUGUAGGUCUGACGGAGUUUCUUCACUUUUAGCCGACAUUGUUCUGGGGAGCGCGUGAACCCCUUCUCCUUCAUUUUCUCACUGAAUACAGCAAACACGUCGGCAUGUUUGUGUGUUCUCUCCAAAAGCUCAGAUAUGUGGACAUCUGCCCAUAUAUCCACAAGGGUACGCAUUUCUUCCUCGGCCCACGUUUGCCCCCUACUCAUUUUUUGUACUCUGUAGUCUAGCCUACCACUGGUCUGAAUGACUGAACGACUGUUGUAAGGUUCCCUUGACAACCGAAACAGUGUUUGCACUUUGCGGUGGAGUGUCAAGACUCUGUUUCCCAUAAUGCUCGACAAACGACGGAAGCUCCCGACGUACAAAAAAGCAAAACUGUCAGAUUAGGUCCGGUCUGCUUUCACACCUCCAAAAGGUCCGCACCAGGGUUCCUUUGGUCUGGACCGAGUCCGACCUUGCAGCUCGGUCUCGGUCUGCUUGUUUGGUCCGGACCAGAGUUCGGUGGUUUGUAUUCAGACCAACCCAAAAGGUCUGGACCAAGGGAAAUUUGGUUCGUUUGGUCAUUUGGUCCGGACCAAACAACGUAGGUGUGAAUACGCCCUAAAUUUAAAUGUACUUGGACGUAAAUCGGGUUAGAAUUUUGUACUGUUCAACUGCCACUGCUGGGCCCUUGAGCAAGGCCCUUAACCCUCAACUGUAUAAAUGAGAUGAGUGUAAGUCUGGCACAUUUACAAUAGCACUGUUCUAUGCUUUAUAUUUAAAAAAAAAAAAAUCCUUGCAGUUUCUAUGCUGUUCAGUGAUGAAUAACCCAAUAUUACAGAAAUUUUUUUUAAUUUAUUUUAACAAUGUUUUCUUGUUGCUGAUAUUAAACAAAUAUUGCAUUUCUGACAUGGCUCAGAUUUACAUAAAAUUGGCCAUCUUCACCUUGUCUAAGUGCAAAAAGCAUCUUCAAGGCCAACAUUCAGUAAAACCCGAUUAAAGUACUUUUGUUUUGAUAGGAAUUUAAAACAGUCCAUUGUUAUGGUGGUGUUUUUUGUUUUGUUUUUUUUCUCCCCCCCCCUCCCCAAUUUCCAGAGAUGAUCAACAUGAAUCUGGCAGGUGUGUGGUUGGUACACUAUAGGGAAAAACUGGAAAAUCUGUUUUAAUUUGAGGCACUUGAUAAUCAACAAAGCUUUAUUAAAUAAUAACUUGCAAAUUAAAAUUUUUAAAAAAAACUUUUAAUAUUUAAAAUAUUUAAAAACUACACUAAGCCUUCAUCUAAAAUGCUCAGUUUGUCGUACUUUAAAAUAGUCCCCUUAUAAAUCAUUAGCAUCCAAAUAUGAUUGUAUUUUCAAUGCAUUUAUGUGAGUGCUCUACUAUGAUAGUAAAAUUUUCUAGCAGUGGAGGAAACGCACUCUGCUUGUACUGAUGUGGUAGUUAAGUAUGAAUAUUGACUCGCCGAGUGAUAUGCUCUUGUAGUUUUGCUGUAUUUUUUUUUUCUUUUACUUCUGACAGGGUUUGGACUUAACAUUCCCUAUUUUCAGAAAGAUUAAAGCAUUGCCGUUCUUGGUUUUAAUCACAUGCAGCAGGUCAACAAAUGCACUGUCACUUGUCUGCCUCCCGGAGUUCAUAUUGAAAAUCAUAGCCUGUUUCUUGGCCUACUGCACUGGUGAGAAAGCCAAACAUUCAAAAAUUUUAAGUGGUAUUUCACAAAUGAAUGCAGCGAGUUCAGUUAGGUGCACAGUGAGUACUCAAUUAGUGCCCAUCACUAGUCUACACACUUCAGCUUUAAGUUCUAGGAUGUUCUCUGGAGAACAGGGAGGGACUGUUGAACUAACGAACAGUACAGUUAUAUGCCUCAGGAGUAUAUAAUAAUAGUCCACUUCAGUGUUCAGCUACCUCCCUCCCAGUGUUCAUAGCGAUCACAGGACUCAUACAUGCACUAAUACUGCUUACUGUGUGCAGGAGCCUUUUCAAAUAAGCUCUCCCACAUUUCCAAAAAGUACUGAAGAAGCUGGCAUGGAACAGCUGGAAAGUAGCAUUAGCACAGCAAACUGUUUCUCAGAUCAGAUUAAGAUCUGUUAAAAUCAUUAACUGUUUGGACCAGUGAUGACUGACACACACUCUAAAUUCACAAAGCUUUAUUUAAUGAUGCAAUGUAAGUAAAUUAAUUUAAAAUUUCUGUAAUGGGUAAAUUAUGAGUGAAUUUAAAACAAGUCUAUUUAUCUGAAAUAGUUAAUUUGUGGUAUUUUAGACACCAUAUAAAUCAUAGUGUCUUAAUUUAGUUUCCCCCCCUUUCUUCUCCACAUGUGACUGAUCAGGUUUUCAGUGUUUUGUUUCUCACCCAAAUGUUAAAAUUCGGGUCUGAUCUGAAUUAUUAGACAUUGUGUGGAGCAUUUUUUUUUUUUUUUUUUAGUACGUUUCAGGUUUUAUAACCUUUACCUUUGUGCUUUAACUAAGUGAUUACUUUUUUAUUUUAAAGUUUCCUCUUUGUAAUUACAGGUGCCAUAUAACAUUUUAAUUCUGAAAGUGCUCAAUAAGGAAACCUUUGAUACAGCUUCCACUGAUUCCUUGUUGGGUCUUUUCCAAUAGUAUGAACACUGUUAAAUGUUUUCUGUAUAAACUACUGUAAAGAUUGGAAUAAAUCAGAAUAAGCAUUU
Molecule: messenger RNA, 5560 nt
Organism: Neoarius graeffei (lesser salmon catfish)
Lineage: Eukaryota; Metazoa; Chordata; Actinopteri; Siluriformes; Ariidae
Exons: 5
Coding region: 1340-2404 (354 amino acids)
Cellular component (GO): nucleus
Source: RefSeq, a predicted model, not a curated record